This is a messenger RNA of Zychaea mexicana, 997 nucleotides long. Its product is annotated as ubiquitin-conjugating enzyme E2 2. The coding region runs from base 181 to 633 and encodes 150 amino acids. Gene Ontology annotation, molecular function: ubiquitin conjugating enzyme activity. The record is from RefSeq and is a predicted model, not a curated record. Gene Ontology annotation, biological process: proteasome-mediated ubiquitin-dependent protein catabolic process; protein polyubiquitination; DNA repair. Gene Ontology annotation, cellular component: HULC complex. Lineage: Eukaryota; Fungi; Mucoromycota; Mucoromycetes; Mucorales; Lichtheimiaceae. The transcript has 5 exons.
GUUCUGACCAAUGGCAGCUGACGCAUCGUUUCGAGAAUAAGAGGGCCCAAGCAAGCUGCAGUUUACCGGAUACCGGGCGGGAUGUUAAGGCGGACUUGAUAUUUCCUGGUAUCAUAUCCGUUCAUAUUCUCUUUUCUUUCUUUUUUAAGUUUUUCUACCUUUCAUAUAUAAUCAAACAGAAUGUCGACCCCUACUAGAAGACGUUUGAUGCGUGAUUUCAAAAGACUACAAAGCGAUCCACCAGGAGGUGUAUCAGGUGCUCCUUGCCCUGACAAUAUCAUGAUGUGGAAUGCAGUAAUCUUUGGGCCUUCCGAUACCCCUUUCGAAGACGGCACGUUUAAACUGGUUCUACAGUUUGAUGAGACUUAUCCAAACAAACCACCUCAGGUCAAGUUCGUAUCGAAAAUGUUCCAUCCAAACGUGUAUGCCAACGGUGAACUGUGUCUCGACAUUCUUCAAAACCGUUGGAGCCCUACCUAUGACGUGGCUGCUAUCCUGACCAGCAUCCAGUCCUUGCUGCAUGACCCCAAUCCCAACUCGCCCGCCAAUGCCGAGGCCGCUAAUCUCUACCGUGAAAACAGAAAGGAGUACGUGAGACGAGUGCGUGAAACUGUGGAAUCCUCUUGGGAGUAAAGAAAAGAAUGAUCACAUCUCUUUUUCUCAACCUACCCCCCUCCAUAGUAAGUUUUUCUCUGGUGCCACAUUUUAUAUAUAUUAUUCACUCACACAUUUAUGCGCACACAUUCAAAAAAAGAAAAGACUGAGGGGUGGGCUUUGAUCUGGUCUCCUUCACUCUCUCUUUCCAUCUCUUCCUCAAAUACACACCCAUACACACCUACACAUUACACGCAGAUCCACAUUACAUAUAAUUCACGAUUUGUUUCUUUUGUGGAUAGCGAGAUCCACACAUGUUUCCUUUCUGUGCAUCCCCUCUUUUCCAAGGUUUCAACCCCUCUAUCAUCCUUCUUUUUUUUUCCAAAUUGUAUAAAAUGGUCGU